Gongylonema pulchrum is the source of this 394-nucleotide messenger RNA. The record is from the annotation of a GenBank genome assembly. Lineage: Eukaryota; Metazoa; Nematoda; Chromadorea; Rhabditida; Gongylonematidae.
AUGGAUUUAACCGACGAAAUAUAACUUUCGAAUGGUUAAAGAAUGUAAGUUAUGGAAUGCCGGAACCAGAUGGCCCUCAUAAACAGAUCGUGCGUCCCGAAACGGUUUCCAUUAUAGCAACACAUUCGAUCAGGAAAAGUUAUCACGGAUACAUCGACGUCAAUCUUGUUGCAACUGGUAAUUCUGCAUUUACAGUACUUGGAUCAACUGUAAUUCGUAGUUCGCCAGGUUGUUGUUUUUCCGAUUGUACGACCAAUGUUGUAUGCAUGACGUUCACUCGAUUUAAAAACAGGAAAGAAGGAAAAACCGUUCUCACAAAAUUGCAUAUUUUCAGUUACCUGCAUCCGAAGUUUCUCUAUUUCAUGUAUCACAUAAGUGGUCCAACGAAGUAAGC